Molecule: messenger RNA, 789 nt
Organism: Caenorhabditis remanei
Lineage: Eukaryota; Metazoa; Nematoda; Chromadorea; Rhabditida; Rhabditidae
Exons: 2
Coding region: 1-789 (262 amino acids)
Source: RefSeq, a predicted model, not a curated record
AUGAAGAAGAAAAACAGAAUUCAAGACGAAGUGAAGAACCGUGACAAUCUCCUGGCUGUUGCAAAUUCUGAAAUCGAAUCCAUAAAAAAGAGAAUAGAAGAGAAAACCGGAGAAGCUCUCAAACUCAAAGAGAAUAUAGAUUUCUGUGGCACUGUUAUUAAGGAUUUGCGGAAAGAAAUAUGGGAAUGUGCAGAAGAACUGAAAAUAAAGAAAAAUUCAUCAAUUCUUCUUGAAAACCAGGCGAAUUCAUUGAAACGCAGCAAUUUACAAUUAAAAGACUGCGCUGAUAGUCUCCAUAAGCAAUUAUCGGACACAAUUUCUCGGAAAUCUGGUGAUAUCAUGGAUGCGAUGAUUGCUCAGAAACGUGGAUGUGAUGUUCAACAUGAUCGUCAAGUGAAAACAAUGAAAAGAACAAUUCAAGAAAUGACUAUGUCGUCGCCAAGCCAUGGAGCAAAACUUAAACCCUACAAAGAUCUCAAAUCGCCGGAUUCCAAGAAAGCUCGUUUGAAGAGUGUUCUCUCAUACUUGAAAAAAGAAAUCGGAGAAGAUGGUUUUGAUGGAUUCGUGACUGAUUUUGUCAAUUAUGUAGCCGCUGAUCCAGAGUUUUCCUUUAAGUUGAAAUUAUCUGAUAUUGUCGAAACUGCUCGCUUUCGCUCCCACACAAUUCCUAGACCUGCAAUCGUCAUCGUCGCUGUCAUCGCACCUGCCGUCUCUUCAACGUCAACGCUCUCUCGUCGACGCGCCACAACGACACUCCGCCAUUCCGUUCUACAGGCUCGGCGCCACUAA